Carcharodon carcharias (great white shark) is the source of this 20006-nucleotide messenger RNA. RefSeq names its product microtubule-associated protein 1A-like. The transcript is spliced from 6 exons. Gene Ontology annotation, biological process: microtubule cytoskeleton organization; regulation of microtubule depolymerization; axonogenesis. Gene Ontology annotation, molecular function: actin binding; microtubule binding. The record is from RefSeq and is a predicted model, not a curated record. Gene Ontology annotation, cellular component: microtubule; microtubule associated complex; dendrite. Lineage: Eukaryota; Metazoa; Chordata; Chondrichthyes; Lamniformes; Lamnidae. The coding region runs from base 440 to 11386 and encodes 3648 amino acids.
UGGAGGCUGCAGAGUGAGACUGACUGAGCGCCGAGCGAGCAGCUGAAAGCGGCUGGGCUGAGGCGGCCGGAUAACGGGCCAGAAGACACUUCACCACAGGAGUGACAUCCUAGAGACUGUGGUCCUAGUUAAUCCUGCUGAAGACACAGUCGCCUCUGAGGUUCACUCACUCGUGACAGACUCAUCCCGCCAGAAGCUCUUGAUUCUCUGCGGACAAACUUCCGACCAAGGAGGAGACCUCAUUCUGCAAAGCGGAACCUAUUCUUUUCAAAGAUUCAUUGAGACUUUUGCAGACCCUGAGGUCACAGAACUACUGAGCAGUACAGACCUCAACACCAAGUCCUGCAUUACUAUCUGCCACUCUGGAGAAGGAGACUGGAGCAACCUAGAACAGCACAACCUGCAGGGGUUCAUCAGCAUUAAACUGAACCCGGCACCCAUGCUCCCAGAGAUGGAUGGCGUCUCUGAGUUUACAGAGUACCUCACAGAAUCCGUUGAGGUUCCGUCGCCCUUUGACCUGCUAGAACCUCCGACCUCGGGGGGCUUCCUCAAACUGUCCAAACCAUGCUGCUACAUCUUCCCUGGCGGAAGAGGGGACUCGGCACUUUUUGCCGUGAACGGUUUCAACAUCCUCGUGGAUGGAGGAUCCGAGAGGAAGUCUUGCUUCUGGAAGCUGGUCCGUCACUUGGACAGGAUUGACUCCAUAUUGUUGACACACAUAGGCGCGGAUAAUUUACCUGGAAUUAACGGGCUGCUUCAGAGAAAGAUUGCCGAACAGGAUGAGGAGCAAUCACAAGGAUCCACCACGUACAGUGACUGGAUCAAGAACCUUAUCUCCCCUGAGUUGGGAGUUGUAUUUUUCAACGUUCCUGAUAAGCUAAAGAUGCACGAGUCCUCUAUGAAGGUUAAGAGGAGCAUUGAAGAAGCCUGCUUAACAUUACAGUACUUAACCAAACUGGGAGUCAAACCAGAACCUCUCAACAGAGUUGUUGGUGCUACAAUUGACCCUAUCCCAUUGUUCCACAAAAUGGGAGUUGGGAGAUUAGACAUGUACAUUCUCAACCCUGUGAAAGACAGCAAAGAAAUGCAGUUCCUGAUGCAAAAGUGGGCAGGUAACAGCAAAGCAAAGACAGGCAUCAUUCUACCAAAUGGCAAAGAAGGUGAAAUUUCAGUCCCUUAUCUCACGUCCAUCACAGCUUUAGUUGUGUGGCAUCCUGCCAACCCUACAGAGAAAAUAGUCCGGGUCUUGUUCCCAGGCAAUGCGCCACAGAACAAAAUCCUGGAAGGACUGGAGAAAUUGAAACACCUGGACUUUCUAAAAUACCCCGUUGCCACACAGAAGGAUCUUUCCGCCGGCCUGAUGACCCCGGUUGUGAAACAGACAAAAAUAAGACAAAGGACUGACAGCAAAGAAAGCCUCAAGUCUUCACCAAAGCCUUCAGCUGCCAAAGCAGUGAAGAAGGAGGAUCUGCCUGAGGAGACAGUUACAAAACACACCGAUGUUAAGACUGAAGCAGUGAAGGAAGACAAGUUGGAAAAGAAAGAGGAGAAAAAGGGGAAGAGCGAAGUGGAGAAGGCAGCAACAGAUGUAAUCAAAACAGAAAAGAAAAAGCUAGUCAAGGAGAAAACCCUCAAAAAACACACCAAAGACAAAUUGGCAAAAUCAGAAGAAAAGAAGGACAAAGAGAAAAAAGAGAUCAAAAAGGAGAAGAGGGAAGUAAAGAAGGAAGACACAAAAAAGGAAGAGAAAAAGGAGGUUAAGAAAGAGGAGAAAAAGAAAGAAAAAGAAGCCAAGAAAGAGUCAAAGAAAUCCAUCAAAGUCGACUUGAAACCAUUUACGCCAGAGGUUAGGAAAACCCUACACAAAGCAAAAGGACCAGGGAAGAAAAUAGACUCUGGUAAAACUAAAGUGGCAAAAGAGGCCAUCGUGGAACAAAAGGGAGAGCCCACAGCUCCUGAAACUCUGACCACUGAACAAACUGCUGCUCAGUUACAGGAGGAGAGAUCUAUAAUGUCAUCACCAGAGGAUCUGACCAAGGACUUCGAGCAACUGAAAAAUGAAGAGGCAAUCAAGGCAGAGGCUGUCUGUGCGGAGCCAGCCAAAGAACCUGUCCUCGUAGAAGAAACAACUCCUUUGGAAGGAGAGGCAAUACCUGACACACUUGUGCCCAGCCCUCAGCAGGACAUAAUAAUAACCCCAGUUGUUACCGACACAAAGGCCCCUCUUGAAUCCCCAGAUGAAGGAAUAAACACGACAGAUGUAGAGGGGGAAUCACCACAUGAGGAACAGAUUAUUUGUCAACCCGAACCAACAAUCGAGAGGUUUGAAGAUGAAGGUGCAGGAAUGGAGGAAUCGUUGGAAAUGAGUGAAUUGGAAGAGAAGAUAGUCAGGACAGAGAAGGAUGAAGAGAGCUUAAUUAAGGAUGGAUUAGAAGCUCAACUUGAUGAAGAGGAAGACUUCCUUGCUAAAAAGCUAGAAAAAGAGGCUGAGAGGAAGGAUGAAAUGGAAGAAAUGGAAAAAUGUGAAAGGUACAUUGAAACAAUGGGUACAAGGGACCAGGCAGAAGAAAGUGAUGGGGAAGAGGUGGUAGAGAAAGCAGAACUGGAAGAAACGGCAGAAGGUGCAGACGAAGAUAAAAAAAUAAAAAUCAAGGAGAAAGAAGCACUUCAUGACGAACUUAAAAGUAAACAGCAAGCCAGAGAAAAACCAGCCCAAGAUAUUAAACUUGAACCUUCUCCAGCACACAAAACAGAAUUCCCAACAGUAACAGACAAAGGGGCUAAGAUUAAAGAAGAGACAACAACAGCAGCCCAGCCAACUACACAAGGUGCUGUGGGUGAAGCAAUUUCAUACAUUCAGGAUGAAACUAUUCCUGGCUAUUCUGAGACUGAACAAACCAUUUCUGAUGAGGAGAUUCAUGAUGAGCAAGAAGAUCAAAUGUCUCACCUAAAAUAUGAAGUGGACACUUACGACAUCUCUGUGCCAGACGAUACGAGGUCGUUUGACACAGUCCAUGGAAUGAAAGAGAUCAAGGCUAUGUCAGUUGCUGAGAUUGGGAGCAAGGGCUUCGCGAGAGAGGAGCCUAUAGUUGUCGUUUACCCCUCGGAGAUAGUUGCUGCCCCUCUUGCUGAGGAGGAGCACAUCUCAUCAGCAGCUUCCAUCACCGAGUGCGACAAGCUCUCUUCCUUUGCUACAUCGGUAGCAGAGGACCAGUCAGUGGCAUCAGUAACAGCACCUCAGACUGAAGAUACUGGGAAGAGUUCACUGUUAUUGGACACAGUCAAUAGCAUGGCUUCCUCCAGAACUGAAGCCACUCAAGGCAGGGAUUAUGUUCCAUCUGCUGGCACGAUAUCGCCGACUUCCUCACUGGAGGAGGACAAGUGCUUUAAAUCUCCACCUUCUGAAGACUUCCACCCUGUUGCUGAGGUUACUGCCAAAAUGGAGGAAGAGGAGGAGGAGGAAGAGGAAGAAGACCAGACACCAAAUGUAGAGGUGGCAAUGAAACUAAAAGCCCAAUAUUCUGCAAUGUUUCCAGAAAAGAUCGUGCCAGCUCCCUACUUAGCGAGCGAAUAUAUUACUGAUAGCCAAAGUGCUGACUUCCUGAGCACUGAUCAUAAACCUAAGCCUUCCUUACAUUUUGAUGCCGAUUUGCCGGAAAGCGAUGACAAAUGCAUCAGUCCAGAUGAUAGUACAGUAAAAAUGGCCUCACCAACUCAGUCAGGACCCACCAGCGCUGGACAUACACCGUUCCAUCAGUCACCUGUUGAGGAAAGAACUGAUUCUGUUGAGGCGGAACUAACAGAACAGGUUGCAGACACAUCCUUGUACACUGAGGAACCAGCUGAAAGCGAAGACACAAUGCUACCUAGUUCACAGCAGAGUCCUCUCCGUGACCUGCCGUUGAAACCUGAGUUAUUCAAAGAAUCUUUCCUGCCUUACUCACCCAUUGUUCUGGACUCAGAAGCCUAUGAACCUGAACUGACAUCAAAAGAGAAAAUGGUUCACGAGCAGGAACUGCGAGCAACAGAGAAAAUGGAAAAAGAUGCACACGAGACUGAAUAUGCACCGACUGAGAAACUGGAGAGAGAUGUUCAGGAGAGGAAACCUACCAGCAACAAACUGAUGGAAGCAGAAAUGAAGCCUGCAGAUACUGGAACGUUUGAACUGGAAUUCCCCGAGAAAAAGAUGGAUGUUGAAAAAGAUCAAGUGACAAAACCUGCCAUUGAGCAACAGGGGAAAACUGGGAUCCCAGAGUCUAAACCUGCAGAUACUACAACAAUGGUAUCAGAAAUUAUUGAGCAGAAACCUGUAACCAUUGAAAAGUUGGAAAAAGAGGAUGUCAAGAAGAAAUCUACUGAGACUAAAAAGGUGACAACAGAGGCUUCAGAAAAGCAACUUUCAGAUUCGGAUAUUUCGGAAAGCCUGGAGCAAGAAGAAGUGUCUGUCGAUGUUGGAAGGCUGGUAAAAGAAGGCUUGGAAAAGGAACCCAGAGAAGUUGGAAAAAUUGAACAUGAGGUACCGGACAAAAAAUCUACUGAUGUCGGAAAAACGGAAAAAGAGGAUUUGGAAAAGAAACCCGGAGAUGUCGGAAAAACGGAAAAAGAGGAUUUGGAAAAGAAACCCGGAGAUGUCGGAAAAACGGAAAAAGAGGAUUUAGAAAAGAAACCCGGAGAUGUUGGAAAAACUGAAAAAGAGGAUUUGGAAAAGAAACCAGGAGAUGUCGGAAAAACGGAAAAAGAGGAUUUGGAAAAGAAACCUGGAGAUGUCAGAAAAACAGAAAAAGAGGAUUUGGAAAAGAAACCUGGAGAUGUCGGAAAAACGGAAAAAGAGGAUUUGGAAAAGAAACCUGGAGAUGUCGGAAAAACAGAAAAAGAGGAUUUGGAAAAGAAACCCGGAGAUGUCGGAAAAAUGGAAAAAGAGGAUUUGGAAAAGAAACCAGGAGAUGUCGGAAAAAUGGAAAAAGAGGAUUUGGAAAAGAAACUUGGAGAUGUCGGAAAAACAGAAAAAGAGGAUUUGGAAAAGAAACCAGGAGAUGUCGGAAAAAUGGAGAAAGAGGAUUUGGAAAAGAAACCUGCAGAUGUCGGAAAAAUGGAGAAAGAGGAUUUGGAAAAGAAACCUGCAGAUGUCGGAAAAACGGAAAAAGAGGAUUUGGAAAAGAAACCUGCAGAUGUCGGAAAAAUGGAGAAAGAGGAUUUGGAAAAGAAACCUGCAGAUGUCGGAAAAACGGAAAAAGAGGAUUUGGAAAAGAAACCCGGAGAUGUUGGAAAAAUGGAAAAAGAGGAUUUGGAAAAGAAACCUGGAGAUGUCGGAAAAAUGGAGAAAGAGGAUUUGGAAAAGAAACCUGCAGAUGUCGGAAAAACGGAAAAAGAGGAUUUGGAAAAGAAACCUGCAGAUGUCGGAAAAAUGGAGAAAGAGGAUUUGGAAAAGAAACCUGGAGAUGUCGGAAAAAUGGAGAAAGAGGAUUUGGAAAAGAAAGUUAGAGAUGUUGGAAAAAUGGAAAAAGAGGAUUUGGAAAAGAAACCUGGAGAUGUCGGAAAAAUGGAAAAAGAGGAUUUGGAAAAGAAACCCGGAGAUGUUGGAAAAAUGGAGAAAGAGGAUUUGGAAAAGAAACCCGGAGAUGUUGGAAAAAUGGAAAAAGAGGAUUUGGAAAAGAAACCCGGAGAUGUUGGAAAAAUGGAAAAAGAGGAUUUGGAAAAGAAACCUGGAGAUGUUGGAAAAAUGGAAAAAGAGGAUUUAGAAAAGAAACCUGGAGAUGUCGGAAAAAUGGAAAAAGAGGAUUUGGAAAAGAAACCUAGCGAUGUCGGAAAAAUGGAAAAAGAGGAUUUGGAAAAGAAACCUGGAGAUGUCGGAAAAAUGGAAAAAGAGGAUUUGGAAAAGAAACCUAGCGAUGUCGGAAAAAUGGAAAAAGAGGAUUUGGAAAAGAAACCUGGAGAUGUUGGAAAAAUGGAGAAAGAGGAUUUGGAAAAGAAAGUUGGAGAUGUCGGAAAAAUGGAGAAAGAGGAUUUGGAAAAGAAACCCGGAGAUGUCGGAAAAACAGAAAAAAAGGAUUUGGAAAAGGGCACUAUCAAUGCUGAACAGAUGACAAAAGAGGAAAUCAAACAGGACUCAACAUACAUUGAAAAGGUGUGGAACGAGGAUCUAAAGAAUAAAUUAGAAAAGUUGGACUUGGAGAAGAAGGCAGAGGAUGUUGAAAAGAUGGACAAGGAGGUGCCAGAGAAGAAAACUCCAGAUGCCAUUAAGAUGGAAAAAGAGAUCACGGGAACAAAACUUACAGAUAAAGAAAAAUUGGGAAAAGAUGUUUUAGAUAGUGAACUUAUAACACCCAGGAAGGCAGAGCAAGAGAAGAAACAGGCAGAUAUUGAAAAGAUGGAAAAGUGGAUGUUAGAAAAGGAAGACACAACAGAAAAAGUAGAUCAAGACACCCAACAAAAGAAAGAAGGACUUGAAAAAGAGAAACCAACAACAGAAGAACUUCCCAAAGAUAUCCCAGGGAAGGGCUGCACAACAACGGAAGAUCUGCAAGGAGAGAGUUUCAAAUUUGAAUAUUCCCCAAUUGACGCAGCCACAAAGUACAUUACUGAGACGCAAGGUGUACUAAAAGAUAAAGGAGAAAGGGUAGGCGAGGCUGCCUAUUCAUCAGAAGAGAAAGAUCUCCCUGUGUUUGUGGAUGGCAAGGCAAUGCUGGAGAGUGAACUACCACCAACCACAGAAAAGUUACUAACACCAAAAACUGAGGGAGAGCUUUCUGUAAAGCCACCUAUCCCUAUGGAUAUUUCACCUACAGAUCAUCAAAGUAUUCUUGCAGACAAAAUCAAACCAGUCGAAGUAAAAGAAAAUUUUUUAAUGCAGUCCAAGCCUCAAGAUGAACCUGCAACAGAGCAUGGUUUACCCAAAAGUGCAAUGAUGUUUGACAGUCAGGUAAAGCACAAAGUUGAAUGUAUCCAUACUGCAGAAGAGCAGGUAACAGAGGCUCCUGCAAAACCAGAUAUAUGGGAAACACAUGCUGGACUCACAAGCCUGAAAGCGGAGGAAGUGUCCCCUGACCUUGGUAGCCAUUCUCUGAGCAAAACCGAACAAAUCAGCGUGUACACACAGCCUGCAACCGAAUCCAGCAAAUGGGAUCCGCCUUCCUAUGAAUCUCAAUAUUACUUGGAAAAAGAUGCCGACAUUACAUCUCAGAAAUCCUCUCCAGAGGAUCCUUCAACAGAGGCAUUUCAGCUGAAGGAUUCACCUACUGGAAAGAAGGAGGAGAAAGAGACUGUAAGUGAACACAAGUACUCUUCCUAUCAAGAUGACAAGAAGGAAUCUUCCAGUGGGUUUGAUUACUCUUGGACUAUUGGAAAAGAAAGCAGACAAACUCCAUUUGACUAUGCCAGUGUGCUUGAAAAGGAGGAUAUAUCUCCGGAGCUGAAGCCUUUAGCCACAUUCCCUCAAGAGCCUGAAUACUCACGGGCAGCCACAGGGGACCAAGUCUCUGCUGCUUCCUCCACAGUAGGAGCUGCGCAAGAAACUUUCAAAGAUUCAACUGGGGAAAGCUUAGCAAAAGAAGCAAAGCAGCUGGACAGUCUGACUGGUGAAGCUGUGUUUAAAGAAGAGGGCAAACCUUUGCAGCAAGAGGAUGUGUAUCCUCCACCAGGUGGCUAUGAGUACGCUGAUAUAUUGAGAGCCAGUGACACCCUAACUUAUAGUAAAGGCUCUGCUCCUGAUGAACAAGUAUGUGCUUUCAGCCAAUCAACGCAUUCCCCUGCUGAAGAAUUAGACGGUACCGUGACUCUGUUAGAUUACCAUUCUGCCAGCCAAAAAGAAUCAAAAGUGACCAGUCCCAGACCUUCCACAGAAGAGGACUUCCCACCUGCAGCGAAAGAAACCUCUUCAGCAGAGGGCCCAGAUGUUGGGAAGAAAGCCUUCAGCUAUGCAGAAAUAGAUGAGAAGGUAACUGCCCUUGGGCUUGAGAACCUGGCAAAGUCACACAAGGAAACCGAGCCAAAAGGCUUUGAUUACCUGUCGCAAGAGCAAGAGGUGCCAUUUGAAAUGGUCAGGGAGGCCGGGCAGACAGGAAAAGAGUCCACGCUGCACAAGUCCCCGGUAGAAAAAGAACCAUCAUUUUGUAGCUUACCGCCAAAAGAACCAUCACCUACACCGUACAUCCCGCCUGCAGGAGGUGAAAUGAAAGCAGGAGGGACAGUUCAAUAUGCGGAAGUUCCAGAAGCACAUGGACCUCCCCCUCCAAUGCUGAAAGAAGCCCCAUUGAUCGCUUCCGGGUCUGAGGUGAAGCAAAAGGACGCAGAACUCUGUGAAAUGACAGUCGAGGCUGGUAAGGACAGAGAAAAGAAAGCAGACUCUCCCCUUGCUGCCUCACCUGAAGAAAGGGAGACAUCAGCUCCAGGCAUCACCGCAUUAAAAGAAAGUUCUUCACCUUCACUACUGUACACAGAAAUACCACAUUUAGACACCAGUGUGUCUGGAAGCAGCCUGGAGUACACACCAGUGAGGAGGAAGGAACCAGAUUCAAACGUCCUUGGGUAUUAUGAGAAGGAAGUUGAUGAGAGCAGCAGUGACUCGGAGUUAGAGAAGGGUGCCAAGGAAAAAUCUGAGAAAGAAUCUCCACCAGGCAAACCUGACCAAGAAAAAGGACUGAGCCACUCGUACUCGGAAAUGCAGGAAAUAGAUAGAAAAGCUGUCUCUCCCAAUGCUGGCCAGCAACUUUGGGAAGAACAGCAAACAGAGUCGGUGAGUGCAGGAGACAACGCACGAAAGCAAGAGGAUAGCAAGGAGACUGAGAAAGAGCACAGUCUGCCGAAAUCCCAAAAAGAGCAGCUCACCUCUUGCCAUGAAGAAAAGGACGUUUCAUGUAAGAGUGACCUGGCGAGCUUUUCCUACGGGCUUAAAUAUCCUUACACGGAAGACAGGGACACAUUCCACACAAAACACAAAGAACAAGGUGAACCACAAGUGGAAAAGUCCACAUUUGCGGAGUUUGAGUGCAUCAGUAAAAUGGCAAAGCCAUCGUCUGAUGUGGGGAAAGAUCAGGACAAGAUCAAACUCCAGGAGGGACAGGCUGAGGACAAGCAGCAGAGUCCAGGUGUCAUCUCCCAUAGCGAAUAUCAGGAACUAUCUGCAUCUGCCCAUGAGUGUCCACCAGUAUCUGAGCCAGAGCAACGGGCAACCAAAUUCGAACAUUCAUACAUGACAAAGGAAGAAAAACCAUCAAGUGCUCAGUUUGAAUAUUCCUCUUUUACGGAAGAGGGAGUGCUUCCAACCAGUGUUCCAGCUGCGGCAUUUCAAUAUGGCAGUGUUAAGGACGAAUAUUUGGAAGUGUCACCAAAAGGUGGAUCUCAAACAUCACCUCUGAGUCCCUUCCAGGAAACCAAACCAUUCCUGCCGCUAAUUCCAACAGACCCGAAAAGUGAAAGCCUAUUAAAGGAUGCAUCACCUGCAGAGGAAGUUUCAGCAGGUACCUGCACCUCAACCCAUUCCCAACCUGAGGACAAAUAUUCCCAGCUGUCGUCCUCAUCUUCCUGCACACAAUCGCUGUCCCCGGGAGCUCUCGACAAAGCCAAAGGAAGAAGUUUAGACGAGGUUUCUGCACUGGUUCCAGCGGACGAGGCUGUAUCCCAGUCUCCCGAGGCUGAGGGUCUGUCAGUACCCCCUGUUGAGCUCAGUUCUGCGUACUUGUGCGACAUCGAAGACUCCACCUUGUCCUGCAGAGUGGAAUGCCAAAGGUCAGCCCCCUCACCUUCCGUGGCCGAAACCAAAGUGGUGAAGGAAGCGGCACCUUCAGAAGCAGGGACACCGUUGCAGGUGGCAGCAGUAACUACAAUGGCUGAAACGCUGAGUCUGUUUCCUCCCCCUCUUCCUGCUCAAGAGGAACCAGCCACCACCAAUGGACCUACAGAAAUGAGCUUCAGCCCCUUGCUGACGCAAAGAACCCCGGAGAAAGAGAGAGACACCUUUAGCACUUCGGAACUAACCGAUGACAAAAGCAGCCCCAGCUCUGAGCACGACAAAUCCUACACUGAAGAGGACACUGAGUGUUUAGUCCGUCCGUCUUCUCUGACAGCAGCUGACCAGACCCUCAGGCCAUUCUUGCCGGAUACCCAGAGAGGCAGGUUGGCCGGCGACCAGGGAGAUGCCACCCACGAUUGGGAGGGGUGUCCAGGUGCCACGUCUGACUAUAAGCUGACCUUUACUUCGAGCGAGUACAAACACCAAAAGGACGAACUCUCGCCCUCUUUCAUCAACCCCAGUCCCCACGAGCUGUCGGACGAAGACGAUGACGAUGGCCAUUCCCAAGACGAUGUUCGCACCUCUGUCCAGAAGCACUGUGCCCCGCAGCCCAGCGGCAGUCACCCCCACCAAAACGUGGGCGAGGAAACCCCCCCUACGUCCGGCAGUGAAUCGUUCCCCUUGAACUCAGACUCGGAUGUACCUCCAGAAACAGAGGAAUGCCCAUCAAUUACUGCCGAUGCAGCCAUAGACUCAGAUGAGGACGCGGAUUACCUCCCUGUUGACAAAACCACCGGGAUCGCCCAUCAUGCGUCUUCACGCCCAGGCCACGACCCACCCCCUGCUCCCAUGGUGGACCCACACCCACACCCUCCGCAGCCCGAUGUCUGCAUGGUCGAUCCCGAGGUCCUUGCCAAUGAGCAGAACAUCAGCAAAGCGGAGAAGCUGAUGAAGAAGGACUUGAAGGACAAAGUUAAAAGCACGAAGAAAAUGCUAAAUAAAUCCAAGUCGGCAUCUCCCGGGCGAAAGGCUGAUUCCAAGGGGAAACACCCAGCGAUGCCCGCGAAACCAUCAUCACCUAAAGAAUCAACGGAAAAAUCUCCAAAAGCAGCUUCUAUGAAGAAGAAGGAGAAAGAUGCAGCAGAUAAACAGAGAGCCUCCAGAGCCAGCGACGUUCAUUCAUCCCGACUGGAUGACCGGGACGACAUCUCCAGGUCGAGUCAACCUAGCAUGGGGAAAGGCAUGGUUAAUGGAGUCAAGUCUAAUUCAGCUUCCGUCAAUACAAAGACCAGUUCUGGAGUACCACCAGGUCCCCCAGUGUACGUGGACCUGGCAUAUAUUCCCAACCACUGCAGCGGGAAGAACGUCGAUCUGGAAUUCUUCAAGCGUGUCCGAUCCUCCUAUUACGUGGUGAGUGGGAACGACCCUGGAAGCGGGGAGCCAAGCCGGGCCGUGUUGGAUGCUCUUUUGGAAGGAAAGGCACAAUGGGGCAAUAACCUUCAGGUAACGCUAAUACCAACCCAUGAUACAGAAGUCACGCGAGAGUGGUACCAACAGACCCACGAGCGGCAGCAAGAGCUGAACAUCAUGGUGUUGGCCAGCAGCAGUACAGUCGUGAUGCAGGAUGAGUCAUUCCCAGCGUGCAAGAUUGAGUUCUGAGCUGAACCACCUCCAGUCAUCCUGCUUACCAGCCUGAUGGAGAAACCCUGCUUUGUCAUUCCAUUCUAUCUUCCUAAACUAAUUAUUUUUCAGUUUCGUUAAAAAGCGCAUUUAAGGCUAGAUUUACAGCUUUACUGUUAAGAAAAGGAAACAAAAUGAGUGCAUUGACCUCCAUGAGAAGGGGACUAAUCUGGAGACUGAUUUUCUAUUAGGGGAAGCCUUUUACUUAUGGAUCAUCCCAUAUAUGUUGCUGCUUCUGCAUAUUGAAGAUUGGAGUUGGGACACUAUUGGAAUACUUGGUUUAUUCCAUGCUUAUUGCAUAGUUUUAUAGAAUUGGGAGGUGUCUGGUUAACUUGAAAUCAUUACAGGGUUUUGCCUCGUGAACAAUGUCUAGAUUGAUGAUUCAGUUAGUUGGUUCAGGGACUAAGAUGGUUUUGAGGCUUCGUAUUUGGGGAACUUAAUGUUAGAGUACGUUUUGUUUAAAAACUAAAGCUUCACAUUCUAAGCUCAAACGAAAAUAUACCUUUCAUUUCCAGCAGUAUCCACACUGUACUCUGACCUCAACUUCAGUCAGUCCAAAGUUAGGUAAUGAAACUGCUCAAGGCAGGGUAGAGUUGGAAGAGGGGGCAAGUUAGAUGUGCUUUGUCUGACUCUCUGCUCUGUGAAUCAGUAGUCGCAGCAGGAAGCUACCCCAGUAUUGGCAGGACAAGCUGCGACAGGUCUGAACUGGGUAGUAGAUGCAAAAGGUCAUACGAGAGAGUGGCACCAUCUGAUGCAAGGAGUUGGAUUGAAGCUUAAGCUGUGAGACAAAGAUCAUAUGUUACUGGACGCUGCGAUCCAGUUAAGAGGUGGAUAUUGAAUGUGCCAUUUCCUGGUAUUGUCAGUCGUCUGGUAACAAACUUCAGUUAAAUUAUUUUUCUGUCCGUUGUCCAAAAUUCUCUUAAAGCAGGGAUUGAUGAACAUGUUUGAGAUGAUCCAUGCAGGGAUGCUUCCUUGUGAGUGCGGAACCCUGUCAGGCGAGAGGCGUGUGUCGAACGAUCAGACGCCUUGAGCGUUUGCUGUGGAUUACAACGUAAACUGUGAACAAGACAUAUGAGCAAUAGAUAUCCAUUAUAUUUAAAGAGACAGCAUCCUUUUUGUACCAGUCAAUGUAAACUGGACAUCAAAACUAUCCCUGCACAAAAUACAAACCUUGGAAUUAAGACCAAUUCACUUUAUUUACAGCUGUAACAUAUUUAAAUGGUUUGAGUUGUGUAAAGAAGUUGUGAUGUUGAAACUGAGAAGUUAACUUAAAGGAAUUUUGGUUUAAGUGUUAAACAUAGCCUAUCAAAGCUAACAAAAGGGGAACUGUCUCUUUAAGAAGGCAAUAUCUGGUUUAAAUAGCAUUUCUUAAAGUUAUCCAUCUUUGAGCGCACACUUCAGUGGGUAUAUUCUGAUUGCACUGUACCGGUGUGUCUUGGACAUGCUCGUGAUGAUUCCUGAGGGUGUGUGUUUACAAUCGGGAAUCUUCACUGUAAGAGAUCUGUCAAAUGCAUUUGAAGCUUGCUGUAGUAAAGCAGAACAUGCCACUGAUGGAACAUAGUGUGUGCUUUACCUAAUCAGGAAAUAGAAGUGUAUAAAACGGUGACCUACAUCAUCGUGUUCUAUGGUGCAGAGGGAUCACUGUAAUAGUAACAUAAUGAUGUAACACACAUCAUGUACUACAUUCCAGCGACCUCCCUGUUUAACCAUCAAUUAAAGUUUUACCAUGGUUUUUCAUGGGACAAUUGUGUUUCUUUUACAAAUGGAGAAUCAUGAUGUAUUGAUAUUCACAAUGUUGCUUUGAGCACAGUGUUAAGGUCUUACUGGAUCUUCCCCUUCCUGGCAAUGGUCAUGAACUAAGUGACAUAGACAGAUGAUUAGACCACUGCAUGUUGUGUGAUAUCAGGAUAUUGUGACAUUACAACUCCCCCUUUCAAGUAUCAGGAUAUAAUGAGAAGGGGGUAAAGUUGGAUAUUGCCUUUUUAACAAACCAAAGGAAGUGUGAGUAGCCUCUAUUAAGCUUAAAUAUCAGGUGUGAUUGCCUUAGACAUUAGGAUGAAUGUAGCUAAUUAAUGCACUACUGCUGCAGCAAUGCAGAGCUGGGACUGGCUGUGUUGUUUUGUGUUGCCAAUUUACUGCGCUCUGUUCAUGGGCAUGUUUUGCGUAAUGUGCUCUCAUUGAGAUUCACUGUCGAUUUCAAGGUCGUUUAUUUUAUUUUUGUCCUUUCUUUGAAUUCCCACAAGAGGUUCAAUCUGAUGGUGUGGGGACCAAAGUGAAAGCAAACUUGGAUUUAAGGGGAAAUAAUUUUGCGAUAAGACUGAGCAAUGAAGGGGAAAGACUCCCUGGGGAAAGUUGGACAGGUCAUUGGUAGAUUCACAGCUAUAUAUACUCUCUGUGUAGGUGUUCAUUUUCCCGAGCAUGUCCUUGCAACUGUUUUUGGUCAAACUUGUUUUCCUCCAUAAUCAUCGGCACUUUGCUGUGGGACUUUUCCUGUUGCCUUCCAGCUAUAAUCAGUUCUAUAACUGCUAACAUGUAGUGGUUAAUUCUACCUAGUACUGUGUUUCUUGCACAGCACAUUAGUCAGUUACACAGGGCUGAUUCACCGCUGGAUAUGUCUGUUGUCAUAACGACUGAUGUACGACAUGAUACAGGCAAUAGAAGCCGUUUGAUGCAGCAGUAUCACUUUAAGCUAAUAAUUAUGCACAAUUCCCAUCAAUUGAAGGAAAAAAGCAAACAGACACGCCAGAUUGUUCAAUCGUAUGGUGGGGACCUUCCAAUUAUUCCAACCUAAUUUAACAGCAUUUGGUGGGGGGUGGAGGAGGACUGUGAACACACUGGGGUGUGUUUGUGAGAGUUUCCCUGACAACAUAUAGGCUAAUAAAUUCAAAGGUAGACCUCACAGAAAGAGAAAACUGCAGAAAAGCCAAAUUCAAAGAGGAAGAGACAAGCAAGGGUUGUGAUUAAAAAUAGAAACAAAAUGCUGGAAAUGCACAGCAGGUCUGGCAGCAUCUGUGGAUAGAGAGACACAGUGUUUUGAGUCAAUUGUGACUCCUUUUCAAAACCGAGUUUCUUGCACUGUAUAUUUAUUGGUCAGUUACACAGUACGUUAGUGACAUUUCAGACUGAUUCACCGCUGGAUACAUCUGACGAAGAAUCAUAUUCAAGUCGAAACAUUAACUCUGUUUCUCUCCCCACAGAUGCUGUGAAACCUGCUGAGUAUUUCCCGCAUUUUCGGUUUAUAGUUCAGAUUUCCAGCAUCCACAGUAUUUUGCUUUUUUUUUUAAGGGUUGUGAUAAACUGCACCGCCUGUUCAUUGACGGAGAGGGGGAAUCACAGCAAUGUGGCAAUUUGUUAGUCGUGGCACAAUAUCUGUGCUCAUGAUCUGUGUAUAGCAGAGGGAGAUGUAGCGUACCUGAGUCAUUCCCUAUGUGUGUGUGUGUGUGUGUGUGUGUGUGUGUAUAUGUUGGAAGUUGGUUGACUUGUAUGUAUAGCGUGUGUGUGUAUCUGUAUAUAAUAAAUGUACUUGCAUCUAGGCAGUUUAAUAGGAUGAUAAUAGAAUAUCCUAAGCAUCCUAUCUCAAGGCAUGUAGAUUUGCACAGGUGAGGGUCUUUAACACAGUAUAUGACAUCUGUAGUUUCUCCUGUGUUGGGUCAGUGUAUGAUGUAUGCAUAUAGGUGAGAUGUGCAUAUUGGGUUCAUGGUACUUGGUAUUGGAUCUUUCCAACACCAGAUCAGUGUUUGAGACGUGAAACCCACAGAUUGAACAGUUUAAUUUUUGCUGUGGAGUGUACUCCAGUCAUUCUUUUAAAAUCAUUGUUGCCAUGCAAAUUGAGUGAGAUAUUUAGAGUAGCACAAGAAGUAUGUAAAGUCUGUUUUGAUCAGAUACUUGUUAAUCUCGUUAGAGCAUUAAGCAAGUUGCACAGUUUUAAGAGGCGUGUGAUAGAGUGGAAAGAAAAGCAACCAAGAUGUGCAUUUGAUGCCAGUGAGUUGGCACUUCUCCAGUUAACAGAUUCUCCACUUAAAACAGCAGCAUUGACAUUGAAAUAAACGACAGAUUCUGGAAUAGACACAAGGUGACUUUCCAUAGUGGGUUGCACCAUAUCACCAGGAAUAUAGAGGACCUAUCCUGUAAAGGACACUCCCCAACAUCUCAAUUGUAGUGUUCGCUGACUCAAAGGAGGGAAUCAAUUACCUCUUGCACUGCUCCCUCCUGAUUGCCAAUUGCCCAGUUCUGGGAUACUUUAAUCUGCUGUCUCCCUUCCCAUCGCCCCAUAUAUUUAGACUUCAUGUGAGCGUGGGAAAGGGCAGAUUAGAAAAAAGAUACAUAAAGGGAAUAUCGUUAGUGUAGGCAUGUUUGUAAACUACUAGAAACAAAAAAAAAGUUGUUUUUCUUUCAAUAUAAGUUUACUUUGUGGUUUUAAGACCCACUCCUCAAAAGGACUGGACCAGCACUUUUUGCAUUAGUUAGUGAGCAUCAACAGUUAGGCUAUAGGAAACUUAACUGAAGUUCAGAAUCCAGUCUCAUAAAGCUUAAUUUAUAAUUUAUUUGUUUUGUAGAUUAUAUCAGUGUUUUAUAUAGAUUUAUAGUUUGUUAAUUUAUAAGCACAACUCUAACCAGUAUUGUAGCUGUAAGAUGACAUGUUUACAUAGAGAAUUCAUUUGCACUCCAUUUAUAGAGGCUGUGCCUUUCAUCUGGGCUCCCUUGUUUCUUCUGUAUUGCGAAAGUCUAAGAGACAAUGGAACAACUCCCUCUCGUUUUUAUUUGAGAAGUCAUUUUUUUUAGGAAAGAGUUAAACUUAUUUCUGGUUUAUUGGGAGGUUUUCAGGAAAUUAUUUUUUUUUUGGGGGGUUUUCUUGGUGAGACCUGUUUUUUUCCCCCACUUGUAAAAGAGUAAUGACUCAAGGUCAGAAAUGUCUCUUUCCAGUCUUGUUCCACUUACAUUCACACAUAAUAUCGAAGCAGAUAUUACACAAGGAAAGACCAUUCAGCCCAUCCUUCCCACUCCUCACGCAGCCCAUGUGCACUCCCCCUAUUACUAAUUCUACUUACCCAUUCACACUUCUCUAUCAUGGACUCGUUCACCUGUAAAUAUCCUGUGGAGAGCUCUGUAUACUCUUAAAGGUAAUGGAACAAAAUUCUACAAUAUUCUUUUCAUUCUCAUAUCUCAACUCUUCAGUCCUGAUCUGCACCUUAAAGGAUUUGCCCCAAACCCACCCAUAGAGAAUCCUUGUGCCCUUGAACCAGCUCCGUUUAAAUUCCUUCUUAUAAUGUCCAAUCUGGUUGCCAGACAGCCAUCAAACUCUGUUCUUUACUAAAAUAAGUCUCUUGCCCAUGGGCUAAGUAGAGUUCUGCAGCAUCUCCAUUCUCAAAUCUCCAACAGUCUAUCAAUUGAUGUGUCUUUGCCAUGUCUUAGGAGCUAUCUUCAUACAACCUUGGUCCUCAUUCCCUCAUCUCUGUGAAUAGGGACAGGGUGUGGGGUACAUGUUGAUUCAUGGGGUCUUGUACCAUUUAAGUACAUGUUAUUUCAGUCCUCUAGAUUAAGGUUUUUUCUGAGAUACCCAUACAGCUUUAUACAGUUCUGAUAACCUAAUGGUCACAACAUCAACUUGCGAGGAACGAGAUAAUUCCACUCAAAAUAUUCAGAGGUGGGGGAGAUUAUUUAGUCAUUUCUUUUUGUUUCUAUAACGAAUUUUGGUGAUGGGGAUCAGAGGAGAGGUGGUGGAUUUCUGGAUACUAAUGACAUCAAGGGAUAUGGCUAUAGUGGGGGGAAAUGGCGUAAGAGGUAGGUGUUUGAAUGGUGGAGCAGGCUUGACAAGCCGAAUGGCCUACUCCUGCUCCUAUUUCCUACAAAUUGGGGAAUCACGGACAUAGGUGAAUGGAGAGUUGGGGACUGGAGGUUGAAGAAAGAGCGAGAGACAGGUGUUGGAGAGGCUGGGGAAUGGAUUUUGGAGGAUAGUUGGGGACUGAAGUUCGCAAUAGACAAGACCAGGCUAUGAGGAAAGAACAGGGGAGUGAGACUAAUUUGAUCGCUCUUUCAGAGAGCUGGCUCAGGUAUGAUGGGCUGAAUAGCCUUGUGUGCUGUCGGAUUCUGGGAUUGUUGAAUUCUCUCAAGCUGGUACCCAAAGUUCCAGCCAUCAGAUGGGCACAUAAGCAAGAGCCUGGAGGUAUUUGGAAUAUUGGACUAAAUGCCCAAAUCAAGCGUUUUGUAGAACAGACAGUUUCAGAAUUCAAUUUCUAAAUUUUUGGGGAGUUUAUUAAAAUUCCAAUUUGUUUAAAGGAAUCAAAAAAGAGUACCAACAGCUCUAGAACCUAACAGAAAAAUCCAGAAACAAUUCCAGCACAGACGGUGGCCAGUCUGGAAGUGCAAUGAACACACUCAGAAAAUCCUGUUUCACUCCUUCAUAUUGUGACAUUUUUCUUUCUCCUAUAGGACCAAAUGUUAAAGGGAUACUGGGAAAGAGGUGGAGGAAUGGGGAUCAGAGCAAGGCUGGCAUUAAUUAAUGGGUUCAGUGGCUCCCUCUUCACCAUUCUUAAACUAUUAUCAUAAUUUUGCCCAAUAAACCAGAAAUACUUUUGAGUUUCACUCAGUGUUAGGUUCUUAAUCCAUUUGCCCCUGGUUUGGUUAACAAGGCUUACGCUGCAAAAUCCUGAUCAAUAAAUCAUUACCAAAAAUUUCUGUUCCUACUUCACUCUUGUUGAAUUUAGCUGAAGUUACAUGCCUACCUGAAUGUGGAGGCCAGUAUUAAGAAACAUAGAAAAACUCCAUUGAUGUUCAAAAAGUAUUUUCCCCAUUUCCUGACCCCCUUUGUUUGUGAUGUAGAUGUUGUGGAUGUCACACACACAGUGGUGGACAAUGGCUGCACCAAACCAUAGCUUUUUUACUGGUUUGAAAAAUAUUGAGCGGUUUCAGAGGGCUGCGAGGAGACUGGUGCUGCCUGGAGCUAUUUCACAAAGACUCUUGAGUUGUUUACACAGCAAUAAAUUUAAUGAGCAUUAGACAAGGGAAUUAAGAAGCGGGUUUUUGUGAGUCUUGUAAAAUACACCCAUUGAAUAUCCUCAACUUGGCAUUAGAACAAACCUCUCGUCUGCUGCCAUGUUUUAUUAGGGUCGUUUUACUGUAUUAACCUUAUUCUACGUACAGACAAUGAUCUUAAUUUGGCUUUGCAUUGUAAUGGUUGUUUCGUCUAGUUCCUCUUCAUUAACCAUCUCAGAAUCUUGUACAUUGCUGAUCCGAACACAACCAUCCUAGCAUCCCUCCCAUGCAGAAUGGGAGUGUGAUUUUUUUUUUGACUUUUGAAUGUGUACUCGAACAGUUUUAUCAAAAAGGGACCUACCCAUUCGUCAUUUAUCAACAUGUGCCCUGUCCCAGCUGCUGUGAAAUGCACAUUGUAAUCAAAAUUGUUUUGUGUGGGUGGGGGAAAAUCAAAAUCAAUGUUGAAUAUUCCCUGUUGCUAGAGUUUAUACCACUGAAUUACUUAUAUAAAAAAAACCAUCAAUGUGACUAGGACCCAUACAAUGCUGUUAUAAACUACUGAUCCUUCCUUUAAAAACUCCUCCCAACUAAUGUAGUCUCAACCAGUGAUGAUAUUGUCAGCAGUAAGCUGGUCAAAAUUAGAAUUAGAAAGUCACUCAACUCCUUUUCCUCCCCAAACCAUGCCAAUAAUCUUCAAAGGGUAAUACACUAUUUCUUUAGGGGUGUGGUGGAUCUCACAAUGAAUGUUUCUGAAAGAACUCAACACAUGCUAUCUGCCUCUUACCCAUGUGUUUUCAAGUAUAUAUAUAUAUAUAUAUAUACAUAUAUGAAAAGCUAUUUGACUUUUUAAAUACAAAAACGUGCAUAUAGAAUUUCCAGUCAAUGCCGUCCAUUUCAGCGGAGAUUACAUUUUAAAACGAAACAUACCGAAUAUUUAAAGAAAAAAGAUGUACAGGUGAUUGUAGAAACUGGCACAGGGUUUGUCGUAGGUUAAAGAAUAUUGUUCUCUCUGAUGAUGUUGUUUGUCUUUACUAUCUUUCUAACUGUGAAUAAAUCAACCCUGUAUCCCAUGGGAGAUGUGACCAGGCUAAAUUCAUUCCAUGCCCACUUUUGCUUUUUCCCUGGGAAGUUCAACAGGAAAGUUGUUUUCAUACGUGGGGUCAAAAAAUGUAAUUCAGUUUAGGAAGCAAAAAAUGCCUGUCAAAACUCUGAGAUUUAAUACAAGGAUGAUAUUACAUUCGGGGCACCCCUGCUUAGAAUAGAACAUUGGGAAUUUAAUUAAAACUUUUUAAGGAGAAAAAAACCUCUUGCUUGUUUUUGCAUGUGACAUUUAUUCCUAUGUUAUAUUCCUGUAUGUAAUAGUUUAAAAAAAAACAAAUUUGAAAAAAAGAUAUAAAAAGCAAUUUGUCUUAACUGUAAUCAGAUGGACCUGUAAACAUACUGAAGCUUUUCUCUUUUUUCAGUUUCAUGGUGUAAAAACAAUUCUGUAGUGAUCAUUUCUCUGCGCAAUAUUAAUAUUUAGUUCAGAAUUUGUGUGCAAUAUUCUGUAUCUCUUUAAUCGCGAACUACUGAAAUUGUAAAAGGGAACAGUCUGAUUAUCGCCAAUAAAAUAAUACAUCUAUUAAAA